AUGCUUGCAAUAUUGGGAGAUCCCGGAUAUUACCAAAAAAAAAAACCUACGAAACGAAUGAAUCAUUGUUUGCAGAUUAUCGAUAUUAAAGAAUUACAACAGAAACCACCGGCUUUCACGAAGAAUGUUUUGUUAUCUGGAGUAGGUCGAAUGCGAUAUGCCGAGUUACGAAUGUGCGUCAUCACGAAAAAAGUUCUGAUCUCGACUUUGGACACAAAGGGAAAUUGGAAGGUGAACGGGCAGCAGUUCGAAUUCUUGACGCGAUAUUAUUAA
Messenger RNA from Brugia pahangi, 273 nucleotides. The record is from the annotation of a GenBank genome assembly. NCBI's taxonomy places the organism in Eukaryota, Metazoa, Nematoda, Chromadorea, Rhabditida, Onchocercidae.